AUUACUCCCGCUUUGGUUCAAGUUUGGCUGCUGAGACUUSUGCUGCGUCGUUGCUGAUUCCCGGUGCGAAACAUUUGUGUUUAAUGCGARCAUGAGUGCUGCGGGGGGGACCCCGUAUAUUGGCAGUAAAAUAAGYCUGAUCUCCAUGGCUCAGAUCAGGUAUGAAGGAAUCCUGUCUUAUGUGGACACCGAGAGAUCUACUGUUGCUUUAGCUAAAGUAACCUCUUAUGGUACAGAGGACCGGCACACUGACAGACCAGUGCCGCCCAAAGAUGAAAUCUAUGAAUAUAUUAUCUUCAGAGGAAGUGACAUUAAAGAUAUUACGGUGUCUGAACCUCCCAAACCCCACCAUGGACUGCCUCGUGACCCUGCAAUUGUUCAGUCCUCCAUGGGCUCCUCUGUGCCAUACAACCCACGCUGGAGUACCUACAGAGACCUGAUGCCCACAUUUAACCAGCUUGCUGCCAGUUCUCUACUCAGCCAGCAGUACAACACAGCACUGGGUCUUGUGCCAGGGCUUCAUGGUCCAACCAUAAGAGCCCCCAUGGUGGAGCAGGCUGUCCAGACCGUGCCUUUGGUCACAGCUGCACAGAAGAAAGGAAAGCCUUUGACCCAGCCACAGAGCAGGCAGCCUACUCGCCCGUCACAGSGCUCUGCUCCGGAAGCYUCUCCAGCUGAGAAAGAAAACAUACMSACGAGUAAACAGACGAAGAUUACUGAAAUAAAAUUCACCUCAUUUAUUGGCAACAAUUUGAAAACCAUAAAUGCACUGCAACAGUCAAAUUUACAUUUUACAUUUAAUCUGGUUUCCUUUUGUUCAUAUAAAACAUGUGUUUAGGUCGGGCACCAUCUCAGCCAGCUGUUGCAAAGAUCCAAGGCAGAGGUGCGGACAACCAGAAAAUGAGACAAAAACAAGGAAACCGCAGGUCCAGGACCAGAAGCCGAGGCCARCUUCUUGCAAAAACCUCCAAGGCAACAACUUUAGAGUUUGAUUCAGAUUUUGACUUUGAAACGGCGAAUGCUCAGUUUAAAGAUGACCUGACAAAAGAGGCUGAAGGU
Molecule: messenger RNA, 1059 nt
Organism: Austrofundulus limnaeus
Lineage: Eukaryota; Metazoa; Chordata; Actinopteri; Cyprinodontiformes; Rivulidae
Product: protein LSM14 homolog B
Exons: 5
Coding region: 92-838 (248 amino acids)
Molecular function (GO): mRNA binding
Source: RefSeq, a predicted model, not a curated record